GGCGGCUGGACCCGGGGCGCAGAUCCGCCGUAGCAUGGAGCCGCGCGCGAUGGGCCCGGCCGCGCUGGUGGCGCUGGGCGCGCUGCUGGCUCUGGCGCCGCGGGCUGCGCUUGCCGCCGCCGCCGCCCCGGUGCCCGCGCUGUGGCCCCUGCCACGCUCGGUGCAGCUGUCCCCGCGCUUGCUGCAGCUGGCCCCCGGGACCUUCUCCAUCGACCACGGCGCCAACUCCACUGCCGGCCCGUCCUGCGCGCUGCUGCAGGAGGCCUUUCGGCGAUAUUAUGACUAUAUCUUUAGUCACUACAAGAUGCAUCAAGGCUUUGGUAAAUUUCAAGCCAAACAAGAAUUACAGCAACUUUUUGUCACAAUUACCCUUGAAUCAGAGUGUGACUCUUUCCCUCGUGUGUCUUCAGAUGAGUCUUAUACCUUAACUGUGCAAGCACCGGUGGCUUCCCUCAGGGCCAAGAGAGUCUGGGGAGCUCUGCGAGGUUUAGAGACCUUUAGCCAGUUAGUUUAUCAAGAUUCUUAUGGGACUUUUACCAUCAACGAAGCCAACAUUAUUGAUUCUCCAAGGUUUCUGCACAGAGGGAUUUUAAUUGAUACAGCCAGACACUACCUGCCAGUUAAGACUAUUCUGAAAACCCUGGAUGCCAUGGCUUUUAAUAAGUUCAAUGUUCUCCACUGGCAUAUAGUUGACGACCAGUCUUUCCCUUAUCAGAGCAUCACUUUUCCUCAGCUGAGCAAUAAAGGAAGCUAUACUUUGUCUCAUGUUUAUACACCACAUGACGUCCGUAAGGUGACUGAAUAUGCCCGAUUACGAGGGAUUCGAGUCAUACCAGAAUUUGAUACCCCUGGACAUACACUGUCUUGGGGAAAAGGUCAGAAAGACCUUCUGACUCAAUGUUACAGUGGAAAAAUACCCACAGACAGUGAUGGGCCUAUCAACCCUAUGCUAAAUACAACUUACAUGUUCCUCACUAUGCUUUUCCAAGAAAUCAGUAAAGUGUUUCCAGAUCAGUUCAUUCAUUUGGGAGGAGAUGAAGUGGAAUUUAAUUGUUGGGCAUCAAAUCCAGAUAUCCAAAAUUUCAUGAAGCAAAAAGGCUUUGGCCAAGAUUUUACGAAACUAGAAUCUUUCUAUAUGCAAAAGCUUUUGGAUAUUAUUGCAUCUAUGAAGAAGAGAUCCAUUGUUUGGCAAGAGGUUUUUGAUGAUAAAAGCGAGCUUCUACCAGGAACAGUUAUUCAAGUAUGGAAAAUCAGAGAUUAUGCUUCUAAACUAAGUCAAGUCACAGCAUCUGGCUUCCCUGCAAUUCUUUCUGCUCCUUGGUACUUAGAUUGGAUUAGCUAUGGACAAGACUGGAGAAAGUACUAUUUAGUGGAGCCACUUGAUUUUCAAGGUUCUGACAAACAGAAGAAACUUGUUCUUGGUGGAGAAGCUUGUCUCUGGGGAGAAUAUGUGGAUGCAACUAAUCUUACUCCAAGAUUAUGGCCUAGAGCAAGUGCUGUUGGUGAGAGACUCUGGAGUGACAAGAAUGUUACAGACCUUUCUGAUGCCUAUGACAGACUAGCAAAGCAUCGCUGCAGAAUGCUCAGACGUGGAAUCUCUGCCCAACCUCUUUUUGUUGGAUUUUGCAACUAAGAAAAUAUAAAAAAUGAACCGAAACAAAAAUGGGAAAAAAUGGGACACAGUAAACAAUACUACAAUCAACUUGAUUUUGAAAUCAUGUAAAUUUAGAUUAUUUUUGAAUUAAAUAUUUUUAUUGACUGAACUUCUACCAUUUUAGAAGACUGGCAUCUUUCCUGCUCUUGAAAGCAGCUUAAAAAAAAAAAAAAUCACAGAGGAACAAGGUUCAGGUUCAUCUACAAUAAAUAAGGUUUGUUUCUCAUAUAAGUUCAAAAGGGCUAGUACUCAUUGUCAGUUUUCAAGUUACAUAUUUCUUAUCUCAUUCUUUGGACCAAAACAGUAAUGUAUUUGUCUUGUACAUAAAACUGUUCUUGAAAAUGAAACAGACAA
Cavia porcellus (domestic guinea pig) is the source of this 2008-nucleotide messenger RNA. It is a transcript of the gene Hexb, whose product is annotated as hexosaminidase subunit beta. The transcript is spliced from 14 exons. Gene Ontology annotation, biological process: glycosaminoglycan metabolic process; carbohydrate metabolic process; ganglioside catabolic process. Gene Ontology annotation, cellular component: membrane; lysosome. Gene Ontology annotation, molecular function: beta-N-acetylhexosaminidase activity. Bases 35 to 1633 code for a protein of 532 amino acids. Lineage: Eukaryota; Metazoa; Chordata; Mammalia; Rodentia; Caviidae. The record is from RefSeq and is a predicted model, not a curated record.